AUGGCUGCCAGCUCGUACCUCCUCUACCAGCUGCUGCACUGCGAUGCUGAGAAACUCCAAGUGGUGGUCCACUGUUUUGGUGGAGGAGAUGCGUACGUGUCUGACAAGACCACCAGAGCGGUGACAAGAUGCAGCGAUGAGGACAUGUGCGUCUCGGAGUUGAGAAGUUUGAGGGAGCAUGUGAGGAAUGUGUAUAUUACCUACGGUGUGGCAAAGGAGGGAACGCCGCCACCGAGACGUUUUGCGCCUACUUCUGGAUGGGGCAUGAUUGCGGUGUCAUUCCCAAAGGUAACCAGCUAUGAUGAGUGGGCGAAGCAGCUACAGGCCGCGCGAGUCAUCGUGAAUUGCCUCGACGAGGUGGAUGUGAAGGCGAUGUGCGCCUGGAUAACGCGUGAUGAGACUAAAGAGAAACAAGCGAAAUACUGGAAAGAGGUUGAAAAACACAUGUAUCUUUUGGGACCGAUUCCACGUCACGUCUUUGAUGAGGAGGCGUUUAGGGAAAGCUGUGGAGCGGUGAGGUUUGCAUUGCAAUCGAUCAACGAGGUAACUGCGAAAGAGUACUUUUCACGGGGAGGUGAGUCGCCACGGUAUUCUGAGGAUCCGUCCCACAAGCCUGUGGAAGGUUGUUCGGGAAAUAUACGCAGGCGGUGUGAUCCUUUUCAAUGCACCGAUAUCUGCUUGCCUCGAGGAACGGACAUUGGAACGCCUCCCAAGUGUAGCAGAAUAAAAUAG
Messenger RNA from Trypanosoma cruzi, 732 nucleotides. RefSeq names its product retrotransposon hot spot (RHS) protein, putative. NCBI's taxonomy places the organism in Eukaryota, Euglenozoa, Kinetoplastea, Trypanosomatida, Trypanosomatidae. The record is from RefSeq and is a predicted model, not a curated record. The transcript has a single exon. The coding region runs from base 1 to 732 and encodes 243 amino acids.